Messenger RNA from Cuscuta europaea, 2285 nucleotides. The record is from the annotation of a GenBank genome assembly. Lineage: Eukaryota; Viridiplantae; Streptophyta; Magnoliopsida; Solanales; Convolvulaceae.
UGACAAGAUAUAAUACUCCGUAUUAAGAGCAGAUGAAAAAUCAACGGGUAGUUCACCAUUGAGGAAGUAUGAUCGUGAGGCCAAAAAAAAGGGAAAUAAAAGCAAGGAAAGGAGAGAAACGGAUGAACGUCGUCGGUGUGGUCCACGCCGGAGGAAGAAGAGAGGCCGCAAUUGAUGUCACCGGACUGGACUACUGAUGCUGAACGUAUCGCUUGCUAUCAACCUACUUCUGUUAAGGGCCGACGGAGCAGCCGCACCACAGAAAAAGCAUCGCCGGAACCGAGGACACCGCAUACUCUCCGGAGAGGAAGAAAAAACGCUUGCCGGAGUGCCACCAACAUACUACCGUUUUCCGUUUCCUUCACUACCAGAGUCUCCGGAGGAUGAGUAUCGUGCACGUCGCAGUGCUUCUGCAAAGUUUUCACGCUGGAGGGAGAGUAGAAGACGGAACUUGUCGGACUGUUUUGCACGCCGGAGUGGGAAAGGAAAGCUGCGCCGAUCUGCGUAGCCACUGGCCAUCUCGCUGUUGCCACCAGAAGAACUAGGCGUCGACCAUCACCAUCACUGAACCAGCCCUGCGCCGCCAGUACUGCGUGAGAACGACGAAGAAGAAAGCUACAAAGGUGAAUUUGAAGAAGAUUAAGAUAGAAGCUUUGAUUAUGAAUUAUCGCGAUUUGAGGUAAGUUUCAUUGCAACCAAAAUUAUACCUUUUGCCUCGUAAUUAUUUUGAAUGUUUUAAUGUACAAUUUGAGUAAUGUAUUUGUGUGUCUUAAAUUUGAGUAAAUUGAAGUUGGUUGUACUUGAUAUAUUGGGUUGUUAUUAUUGGAUUUUGAUACAAGUUAUUGUAUAUGAUUUUUGGGAGAUUUUCUAAUGGUGAAUAUUUUUGUGGUGUUGUGAGUAAAUUGGACUUUGAGAAAAUAUAUGCGAAUUUUAGCGUAUUUUGAAAGAUAUGAACUUUUGAUUGGAAUUUGAGAAAACAAAGGAAAAUUUAUAUUUUUAAUGGUGACACAAAUGUCUAUAAGACAUAAAUAUUGAGUUUUGAAAAGACAAGAUAAAAGACUGUUUUCAUAAUUGGGGCACCGCGGGAGAAAUCUGCAGGUGUCGGGCCACCUUCACGUCCGUUAAUGGUGAGGGGGGGUUAGGACUACUACUACUUGAAUUGAGAGGUGUGAAACAAAUUAAAUGAAUUUUGGAGGGUUCGGUAACCACCCUGAACAACUGGGCAUCAGAUCCCUUUUUAUUAGAGUAGUAGUAGUAGUACCUAUUCUCUUAAGGGUCUUUGAACCUAGUACUUAGGGAGUAUAUCCCAUUUGGAGUAGGGAGACGUUGACGUCAGAACUACUUAGACUUCAUACUACUCGGAGGGCUUGGAAUCCCUUUAGGGGGUGUGUAAACUUAAGGUAGAAGUCUAGAUUCUAAUAGAGGAGAUGUGGUGCCGAGAGCAGAUCGGAGUGACCGUACGAAACAACGGAUCACUGGGCUCAAGAUUCGAGAUAACGCUUGAGCACCGCCCUUCUAAAUGAACUUAGAGAAUUAGCUAUAAAGCUAUUUUGAGGUAAAUCAAAUGUUUUGGUAUUUUACUCUUAAAGAGUUGGGUUAAAGAGUUGAUUAAAUACUUAAUCAUUUUAUUAAUUGUGAAUUUCUAAAGUAUAAAUACUUGUGUUAUUGGUUUGGAAAACAUAUUUGUGGACAUUGAUUAUGUGUUUUUAAGAAUUGUGAUAAAGUGCUUAAGUGAGUUUUGAGAUGGAUAUUUGGAGUUGUGUACAUGAUAUAUGCUUUGGAAUAUUUAUGAGAAUUUUUAUUACAUUUUCUAAUGAUUGGAAUUAUUAUGAUUUGAAAUAUUAUUAUUUUACAUAUGAAUUAAGUUAUGAGAAUUUAUUAUAAAUAUUGUUUUACUUAUGAGUGAUAUGAAUGUUUUGAAAAGAUUUUUCCUCCGAAUGGUUUUACAAAAAGUAUAUAUGUACUAAACCUGAUUAUUUUACGGGGUUUGGUGGGACUUACUUAGCAUUUCCGGCUAAUUUUUGUCUCUUUGCUUUUCUUUUCUUUCUGUACUUUAUUUGUGCAGGAGAUAAGACCUGAGUAUCUAUUUGAUGACGAUGUGUAUUCAAGAGAGAUUCCGCUAGAACAUCUAAUUAGUAAAUCAUUGUAACUUAUACUUUCAAGAUCCUUAGUGAAUAACUGUUUGGAGCUUAAAUUGUUUUGGAGGUGAUUAGCAUGUGCACUCGGUUAGGUUAGAACCGAGUGUGGCGGUAACGCCCCUAUUUCCCUUUGAAUUUUCCGCUGCA